GUCGUGACUGAGCAGAAUGCGGGGGAGGAAUUGUGAUGAUACAGAUGUCAUUUUAAAUUGCCAACACGAGAGACACUAACGACAAGACACAGCGCGAUCUUUUAUAAAUACCAACGACUUUUGUAAGCUUGCCAAGUAGUUCCUCCCUUCACUCUCACCACAAUCAAGCAUCUAAACACAAUCGUUUCUCUAUCAAAAUGGUUUCCAACACUCGUUCCGUCAUCUUUGGCCUGAUGCUCAGUGCCGCCCAGCUCUCAAGCGCUUCGCCAGCUGCUGCCUCUGACACUGCUUUUUCCUCCCCUGUAUACCCAACAGCUACUGAUUCCAUUCCUCCUGUUCCCGUCUCUACCGACGAAUGCCUUGCGAAAUGUAACGAGGCUCGCGAUAAGUGCAACACUGCACCUGACGCCAACCACGCAACUUGCGCUGCCAACUACGCUGAGUGCGUCGGCUACUACCCUUAUGACAAGAAGGGAACAUAUGUUCCUCCUACUGCUUGCUCUCACUCUUCUAAGCCUACUGCCACCGAGACUGCUAAGGCUGAUGAGUGCGUCGACAAAUGCAACAAAGCUCAUGACGAGUGCAACACAGCGCCCGAUGCCAACCAUGCGACUUGUGCUGCUGAGUACGCCGAGUGUCUUGGGUACAACCCUUAUGGCAGCGGAUCUCUAGUUGCCCCUACAGCCUGCUCCCACUCCGCCAAGCCUAUUGGCACCCAUAGUGCUACUGCUACUGCAUCCGCACAUGCUGAUCAGUGCCUUGAGAAGUGCAACAAGGCUCAUGACGAGUGCAACGUAGCACCUGACGCCAACCACGCUACCUGCGCUGCCGAGUGGGCUGAGUGCCUGGGUUACAAUCCUUACGAUGGCCCCGGUGGAUCUCUUGUCGAGCCCACGGCUUGCUCUGCCGCUACCACUAUGGCUUCUGCUACUGGAAAGCAUACUGGCAUAGAUACCUCCAAGCCCGCCAGCACCGAAGCCUCUAAGCCUGCUAAGUCUGAGCCUGCUGUUGUCGUUAAUGGAGCUGGACAUCUUUCGGGCAAGGUCGCUGGCUUCGCGGGCGCCAUUGGUGCUGCUGCUGUUGCUCUUCUCUAAGUUCUGAUUGACUUAUUUGAACUCAGUCGUACUGCCUACGCUCAUGCCAUACUUGGAGCCUAUCUUAAGCCAACCGAUGGAUAAGAUGGAGCAACUAUAUGUAGCCGUGCCGGUGAGAUACUACCUGGUUCAAGAUUGGAAGAAAAGGUCUUUGAUGUUAGCCUAGAU
Fusarium redolens is the source of this 1262-nucleotide messenger RNA. RefSeq lists its product as uncharacterized. NCBI's taxonomy places the organism in Eukaryota, Fungi, Ascomycota, Sordariomycetes, Hypocreales, Nectriaceae. The transcript has a single exon. The record is from RefSeq and is a predicted model, not a curated record. The coding region runs from base 198 to 1094 and encodes 298 amino acids.